Messenger RNA from Anarrhichthys ocellatus (wolf-eel), 3836 nucleotides. Its product is annotated as tetraspanin-8-like. The transcript has 9 exons. Gene Ontology annotation, cellular component: membrane. The record is from RefSeq and is a predicted model, not a curated record. Bases 131 to 901 code for a protein of 256 amino acids. NCBI's taxonomy places the organism in Eukaryota, Metazoa, Chordata, Actinopteri, Perciformes, Anarhichadidae.
ACAGUGCAUAACAGUGACGUCCUGUGCGGAUAGAUAGAUAGAUGCCCUUACAGUUCUAAUCAUAGGUCUACAGCCUUAAUAUUUUCUUCAUGUGGAAGGGCGUCUAAAGCCUGGGAGAGAAGCAGCCAGCAUGCAGCGGAGCGCAGUGGUCGUGGUGGCGGAUAAAACGAGUCUGAAAAGGCCGUUUAUUUUUGCAAACGCUGUGCAUAUGGCACUGUGCUUCUUCAUGUUGACCAUGACGGUAGCUUGGCAUAGAGACCUGAUACAAACUGGCAAACUGGUGUCCAAUGUUUCUGUCGCGAUAAUGUAUGUUGUAGAGAUCGGCUGCCUGCUGCUCUCGGUGCUCGGUGUGGUUGGAGCCUGCACAGGAAAGAGAUGGUGUUUGAUUCUGUAUGCAACAGGGAUGGCGGCAGCCAGUCAAACAAUAAUUGUUCGAACAGCACUAAGUUACCAAGAUGUUUACGAGAAACGUGUGCUCCGUGAGGAGUCAAAGUUGCUGUCCAUGAUGCCACUUACUGGAACCAGCAAAGCCAACAGGACCCUGCUGUAUAGUAUUCAAAAAGAAUUUGAGUGCUGUGGUCUAAUUGAAGGCUACAAAGACUGGGGCUCUUCCAUCCCUGCCUCCUGUAACUGUCACUAUCCAGGAAAAUGCAUUCGACUACGAGGCAGCGCCACACUGGGGGCUCCAAAGAACCAGUACGUUUAUCAAGAGCCUUGCCUACCAGUUUAUGUUUCUGAACUCAAGCUUGCAUUCUCAUUGGCGAUGGCUGUACAAUUUGGAAGUGGAGUAUUUUGGGUGGUUCUACUCAUUAUGAGCAUCAAGCUGAUGGGCCAGAUAAAAAGAAAACAGGAGUUCAUAGCUCUUCUCCAAUCAAACAGAUAUGUACCUGGUGCCUUCUAGUCACCUAGUAUGUUUUGAUACACGCUUCAAAUGAAUAUCAAGCAUAUACCAUAUUUGUAUUUGCACAUGUAAACACAUGAUGAUGUAUACCAAAUCCUGGCUAUUUUGUGCUAUAGCAACAUAUGUUUCUUUUCUGUUGAAUGCAUGUUACUGAUAUUGAAAAGUAAUCUACAUGCAAAGAUCGAUUUCAAGUGACUUUUUUUUUUUUUGCCUUACUGCUGUAAAAACAUUGCAAUUUAAUGAAAUUGACUGUCUUGUAAAAUGUGCUGAAUAUCAACAUAAUCGGCACAUUUUCAGAUGCUUUUUUGUUUGAAAUGAAUAUCUUACCAAGCAUUAAUCAGCCACCUGUUUUCAUUGAGUAGCUGGAGCCACUCCCAGCAUUUUGUUAUUUAUAGUAAGUGUUGUCUUAUCUGGAUUAUAUAUUCAGAUAUUAUUUAUCUCCAUUUCCUUCGUACCCGCAUACAUCACUGAAUUGACUGUCUUUGGAAAGACAGAUAUUAAUCAAAUUGCAUAUACUGUACCUCAAUUACUCAAUUAAUGGGUUUAAUUUAACAUUUGUCGACUGGACCAACUUCUUUUAAACACAUAUUUAAUAUUCUUACUUGUGUUCAGCUCACUCAUUGAAUUUACAGCAUUAGAGCAACCAAUAAUCUUUGAACAAAUAUAACCAUUAUGUAGCACCUUUCUUAAACAGUGUUUACAAAGUGCUUUGAUUGAAAUACUGUAUAAUCAUUUAUUGAUUAUUGAGCAAUGUAUUUUCCUGGGUAAAUAAUCAGGUUGGGCAACGGAAUGAGCCACAGCUCUCAUUAGGACAACAGAAUGUCUUGAUGCCUUGUUAUGCACAAUGUAUAUUUGAAACUAUCCAUCGCUCCAUUCAGUUGUUCUUAAAGCACAUUUAGUAGGUAAAUGAUGAAGAGAAGGGAUUUCUGUUUGGUUGCACAUUCAGUAGACAUGCAAUAAAUCCUCAAAACGUUUUUGCUUCCAAAGUUUAAUUUCAAGGUUUGGAGACGUUUUGGCAAAGCCACUGCAGACAGGUUGUGAGAGACUCUUGUUGGAAAGCACGUCACCAAUAUUCUUGCAGAGACUAAUGUCCCAACUGAAGCCACUCUCACCGAAGAAGCCUUUACGCCACAUCACUCCUAAUAUGACUUGCUGCAUGAGCUGCCUGCGGUUGAAAUGUCUCCUUGACCAAUAUAUUGUCAAAAUGAAUUUCAUCUGAAACAGCAGAUCCAAUGUCUACCUGUGCACUUUAACCAUUAAUGCCUAAUAUACAGUAUCUUGCUAAAUAUGGUAUUUUUAUUUCUGUCAUACACUGGUUUCUUUUUGUUAUUUAUGGAAUGAACGGAUGUAAUAUUUUGUAAAUAGCAGGAAUAAAAUAUGUGAUUCUCCUUCCUUUUUGUUUUUACUUUGAAAUUAUUUCUUGGAGCUGUAAAACUUACAUUUACCUAAGUACUGUAUAAUGUUGUGGUACUUGUACUUUUCAAUUUUAUGCUACAUUAGACCUCCAAUCCAUUUGAGAGUGAAAUGUUGUGCUUUUUACUCCACUCCAUUUUUCCUGUUGACGUAUUUUGACAUUGAACUGUGCUAAUUCUUCGACCAUUGUUGGGUUUAUGCGAGAGAAAAAUAACUUGACAGCAGGGAUGCAAGCUUGCCAACCAAAAGGGGGCCGGUUGGAUACAGUUGAUUUUCAUGUAGUCCAUACGAUUGAUCACAGGAUGUCAUCAAUGUCAGUGAGGUUACACAGUUGACAUCUUGUUGGGAACUAGGGGGACAAGAAUAAGCUCCUACACUCUCCUUUUGUAUGCAGAUAAUAAGGGAGUAAGAGGAGACACAGCUUUGCUAAAGAAGAAGAGGUUUUUACAAACUUUGGAUUUGGUUCUUUGGCACCCAAAAUAUGUCAAAUACAGUUUAUUAGUUGCACCUUCCCUGUCUUCUGUUUUCCUAUCUCCUGCCAUGAACCGAAAGUAUCUCAUCCUAGAAAUGCUGUGUCAUGCAAUACCCAUAUGUGCACUGCUCCAGAUCUUGAAUAGUAUAACGGGUGCACUGUAGCGGCAAGGACCAAAGAAACGAAGCGCCAUCACUUACAGAUAAAGAGUCCUCUUGUUUAUUGUGGGCAUAAAAACAUCUCAUGUGUAUCGGCCUUUGUUUCUUUCAUACUGACACGUACCAAUUACAUUCUCUUGUGUAAAACUGUACUAUAGAACUUUGGAAGUGCUCCAGUAGCUUCUCUGAUUAAAAUGUGAUUGGCAAAAACUUAAAAAAUAAGAUUACAUAAAGUUUGUCAGAACACAGAAGAUUACAGAAAGCUACACAACCAUAAAAUACAGACACUUAUUAAAGUUGAAGCUUUAAGACAUCCAUAAUGUAAAUAUGUCUGCAGUAACUUCUUCAUCAGUGCUUUUGUUAAAACAACAUUUUCUUUCUCCAUCUCAUUUGAAUUGUUUUCUCUAUUUACAUAUCUUACAAUACGACUCAUUUUGCCACUUGGAAGUGCUUGCAAACGAAUGUGCUGAAUGAUUAUUCCACACUUCUCUUGUAUAGCAGAAGGGUGUAGGCUCUCAGACUUAAUAUCAGCCGUAUGUAUAUGUGUGCAUACAACAAAGAAAAUACUCUCACAGUGUGUGCCGUUUCUGACCAUUUUCCCAGCCCACAGUUUUCCCCAUUGUGAAAACAUGUGCCGCAUCUUAUGGGAUGACAAAAGUGAAUAAAGGUUACAUGGUUUUCAUGCAACGUGGUAAAUAUUAAAACAGAAUAAAACACUUUGUAUCAUUGUAUCAAUCCCAAUCAGGCGAGCUCUGCAGUGUCUGCCAGAGGCGUGUAGUUGCCUGCUUUGGCCUCCGUACUGUAGACCACCACCGGGAUUUCAUCCUUCUUGCUCAGCCGACACAAGAUGAAAAUACACAACGCCACUGACAAUAUCUGAAGGACAGAGAAA